GGUCCCUCCCUUCCUCUCUCCCUCCUUCCCUCUCCGCGCCUCGGCCCGCGGAGCUGCGCGGCCGGCGCGGGCAGAUGGCCGGGUGCGUGUCCAGGGUGGAGCUGUCGGUGUCCUGCCGGAGCCUCCUCGACAAGGACCUGGGCUCCAAGUCGGAUCCUCUCUGCGUGCUGCUGCAGGACACGGGCGGCGGGCAGUGGGCUGAGCUGGAUCGCACGGAGAGGAUCAAGAACUGCCAAGACCCUGAAUUCUGCAAGAAACUGGUUGUGGACUACUACUUUGAGAAAGUGCAGAAGCUGAAAUUCGGCAUAUAUGAUAUUGAUAACAAGUCCUUUGAUUUAAGUGAUGAUGACUACCUGGGAGGGAUCGAGUGCACACUGGGACAGGUUGUGUCCAGCUCAGUGUUCACCCGACCUCUAGAACUGAAGCAGGGGAAGCCAGCAGGAAAAGGCACCAUCACGAUUUCUGCAGAAGAGAUUAAAGAUACCAGGGUUGUAUACUUAGAAGUUGAAGCUCAAAACUUGGACAAAAAGGAUUUCCUAGGUAAAUCAGAUCCAUUUUUGGAGUUUCACAAGCAGAGUGAUGCUGGAACGUGGCAGCUGGUGUACAGGUCAGAGGUGAUUAAGAACAACUUAAACCCAUGCUGGAGGAAGUUCAGUGUUCCCUUACAGACCUUCUGUGGUGGAGAUUUUAAUAAACCAAUCAAGGUGCAGUGUGCAGAUCACGACAGUGAUGGAUCUCACGACUUGAUUGGCACUUUUGAGACCAAUCUGACUCAGCUGCAGGGAGCAGGGGAUGGCACUCAGGUGGAAUUUGAAUGCAUUCAUCCUGAAAAAAAACAAAAGAAAAAGAGCUACAAGAACUCUGGCAUAAUUAGGAUAAAAUCCUGCAAGAUAGAGACAGAAUAUUCCUUCCUGGACUAUGUCAUGGGGGGCUGCCAGAUCAACUUCACGGUGGGUGUAGACUUCACUGGCUCCAACGGAGACCCCAGGUCACCAGAUUCUCUUCACUACAUCAGCCCUGAUGGGAUAAAUGAAUACCUGGUUGCCAUCUGGAGUGUGGGAAGUGUGGUCCAGGAUUAUGACACGGACAAGCUGUUUCCUGCAUUUGGGUUUGGAGCUCAGGUUCCUCCUAGCUGGCAGGUGUCUCAUGAGUUUCCUUUGAACUUCAACCCCAGCAACCCUUAUUGUCAAGGGAUCCAAGGAAUAGUGGAUGCCUACCGCCAGAUCCUGCCUCAGAUCCGACUCUAUGGGCCAACCAACUUCUCUCCCAUUAUAAACCACGUGGCAAGGUUUGCAGCACACUCUGCACACCAGGGAACAGCUUCACAAUAUUUUAUCCUGCUGAUCAUCACAGAUGGAGAGAUCACUGAUCUUGACCAAACCAGGCAAGCCAUUGUUGAUGCCUCCAAGCUGCCAAUGUCCAUCAUUAUUGUUGGGGUUGGUGAAGCUGAUUUCAAAGCCAUGGAGUUCCUGGAUGGGGACAGUGGUGUCCUCAGGUCUGUGACCGGGGAAGCGGCCGCGCGGGACAUUGUGCAGUUUGUGCCCUUCCGACACUUCAGAAGUGCUCCUCGGGAGGCUCUUGCCCAGGUGGUUCUGGCUGAGGUGCCAAAGCAGCUGGUGUCAUACUACAGAUGGCAGGGGUGGCCCCCACUGAAACCCCCCGAGGUAAAGCAGGUGUAGGGUGACCAUCCGGGGCUGCCAGCACCCACCCUGCACACUCUGGGUGCUCAGAGCCUCGGGCUGGACCACCCACACCAAUCACACACUUGUGCUCUGUCUUUCAUCUUUUACCUGCUCCUAACUGGAAGUGUAAAUACAGAACACCCACAACUGCUGGCAGUUUUUGUCACAGGAAAUUAAGAGUUUGUUAGUUUUCCACCUUGCAACAGUGACACAUCACACCAUCCAUCCCUGCUUGGUCUGGACAUGUGCACCCAGCAGCUUCACUGCCCAGUUUGGGAGCAGUUUGCUGUAAGGACACUUCUCACCUGCUCCUUGGUGGGUGUUUUUCCUUCUAUGAAGCUGCCUUGGGAACAGGGGCCCUUCUCUGCUGGUUGGUACCAAAGUCUGUUGGUUGGGUGCCUGAGGCAGUUCCUGUUGUGCCUUUGUAAAGUGCCAGUAUAUUUUUAUAUGUGGAGGUUUAUUUUUUACAUUUCAGUGAUCAUGUGCUGCAAUCUUUUUUUAAAUCACGUUUUCUACUACCAAAAAUUGCUUCUGUGAUGGCUUCUUGCUUGGAGCCAUUGUUGCAAUUUAAGAACACUGCACUUUGCUUAUUUAGGAGAGGGGAUUAAUGAGGGUUAACCAUUAAUUAUUGGGGGUGGGAUUAGUGAGUCACAGUAACAUGAUUUUCAAAAUCCAGCAACUAGAAACAUGGAAAUAAAGAUUUUUCAAGUGGUUUCUUUGUGUCACAGAAGUUGACAAAGUUACAGAAAGAAGUGAGUGAACUCCAAAAAGGUGCUUCCUGCUCAGAAGUGUGUGGUGUGGUCUGGGGACUGGGGAGCAGGCACCUGCUGGCAAAGCACCAUUGUUUGGAGAGAUGGGAGUUGAUAAUUAAUUUCAAAAUAGAGGUAAAGCAGCUCAGGCUUGUCAUUGCACAAUAAGUGGUCAUGCUUUUGGUUUCAUAAUUAAAUAAACUGCUUUGAUUUAUAUAAC
Messenger RNA from Calypte anna (Anna's hummingbird), 2651 nucleotides. RefSeq names its product copine 1 (gene CPNE1). The transcript has 16 exons. Lineage: Eukaryota; Metazoa; Chordata; Aves; Apodiformes; Trochilidae. Gene Ontology annotation, molecular function: calcium-dependent phospholipid binding. Gene Ontology annotation, biological process: cellular response to calcium ion; regulation of canonical NF-kappaB signal transduction; positive regulation of tumor necrosis factor-mediated signaling pathway. The record is from RefSeq and is a predicted model, not a curated record. Gene Ontology annotation, cellular component: plasma membrane. The coding region runs from base 75 to 1679 and encodes 534 amino acids.